Vitis vinifera (wine grape) is the source of this 1726-nucleotide messenger RNA. RefSeq names its product sodium/hydrogen exchanger 4. The coding region runs from base 75 to 1640 and encodes 521 amino acids. Gene Ontology annotation, biological process: sodium ion transport; regulation of pH; proton transmembrane transport. Lineage: Eukaryota; Viridiplantae; Streptophyta; Magnoliopsida; Vitales; Vitaceae. Gene Ontology annotation, cellular component: membrane. Gene Ontology annotation, molecular function: sodium:proton antiporter activity. The record is from RefSeq and is a predicted model, not a curated record. The transcript is spliced from 14 exons.
UACACUGCACUCUAUUGCCUCUCUCUUUCGGUCGUCACCUCUGAUUGAUUCAUCGGGAAAUGCAGAUUUGAACAAUGUCAGCUUCUGGGUUUGCUAUGAACAUCGCGGGGGACCACGCCCAGGUCGUCCUGAUUUCAGUUUUCGUGGCUGUUCUCUGCCUAUGUUUGGUCAUCGGUCACUUGCUCGAAGAAAAUCGAUGGCUCAAUGAAUCCACCACUGCUAUUAUCAUCGGAUGCAUAACGGGAACCAUAAUCUUGUUGUUGAGCAAAGGGAAAAGCUCUCACAUCCUAAGGUUUAAUGAAGAACUGUUCUUCAUAUAUCUCCUCCCACCCAUAAUAUUCAAUGCCGGGUUUCAGGUCAAGAAGAAACAGUUCUUCCAAAACUUCAUAACCAUUAUGCUGUUUGGAGUGAUAGGUGUUUUUAUAUCCUCAUCCAUUAUUACAGCUGGAGCCUGGUGGCUGUUUCCUCGGUUUGGAUUUACCGGUCUGAGUGCACAAGACUAUCUUGCUAUAGGAACAAUUUUUUCAUCAACAGAUACAGUGUGUACACUGCAGGUUCUGCAUCAAGAUGAGACUCCUUUACUAUACAGCCUAGUCUUCGGAGAAGGAGUUGUGAAUGACGCAACAUCGGUUGUUCUGUUCAAUGCAGUUCAAAAGCUUGAUAAGAGCAAACUUAAUGGGUGGGCAGCACUUCGAGUGCUUCUGGAUUCCUUAUACCUGUUUUCAACAAGCACUGCUCUUGGAGUCGUUGCUGGGCUUUUGACAGCAUAUACCCUUAAAACCUUGUAUAUUGGAAGACAUUCAACUGUUCGUGAAAUUGCUUUAAUGGUUUUAAUGGCAUAUCUGUCCUACACGUUGGCUGAGUUGUUUCACCUAAGUGGGAUCCUCACCGUCUUCUUCUGUGGGAUUCUCAUGUCACACUAUGCAUCGCAUAAUGUGACUCAAAGUUCAAGAAUCACAACCAGGCAUAUAUUUGCAACAAUGUCAUUUAUUGCAGAAACAUUCAUAUUUCUUUAUGUGGGAAUCGAUGCUUUGGACAUUGAGAAGUGGAAGCUCAGCAAGUUAAGUUUCAGGACUUCGGUGGGCAUCUAUAGUACUGUAGUUUUACUAAUCUCGCUUGGCCGUGCUGCAUUUGUAUUUCCUCUGUCCACCUUCUCCAAUUAUGUGCAUAGACGUGCUGAUAGAUUGUCAUCAAUUUCGUUCAAACACCAGGUAAUAAUUUGGUGGGCUGGGCUCAUGAGAGGAGCUGUUUCUAUUGCUCUAGCAUUCAAACAGUUCACAUACUCGGGGGUUACCUUGGAUCCAGCUAAUGCUACAAUGGUUACUACCACCAUAAUAGUCGUGCUCUUCACAACGCUGGUGUUUGGUUUUCUGACAAAGCCGCUUAUAAGUUUUCUGCAACCUCACCAUACAAAUAACAAUACCAGCCAUGGGGAACCAAGAUCACCCAAAGAGGACCUCAGCCUGCCUUUGCUAUCCUUAGAAGAAUCUGCUGAGACUAACAUCCUUCGAGCAAAGGAGAGUUUGUCCAUGCUAAUAGAAAGGCCAGUAUACACCAUACAUAACUACUGGAGGAAGUUCGAUGAUACGUACAUGAGACCAGUAUUUGGUGGGCCGUGUAGAGAUCAGUCUGCCUGCUAGGUGACUUAAAAGCUAACUUAGGAUUCUAAUAAUGUAAGCCAUGAUGGGAUUUUAUAUGAGAGUUUGCCUUUCUUUUUUUAAUUAAA